Messenger RNA from Schistocerca gregaria, 8357 nucleotides. RefSeq lists its product as uncharacterized. The transcript has 11 exons. Lineage: Eukaryota; Metazoa; Arthropoda; Insecta; Orthoptera; Acrididae. The record is from RefSeq and is a predicted model, not a curated record. The coding region runs from base 106 to 2211 and encodes 701 amino acids.
GUUGAAGUGCACUGGGAAGGUUGUGCCUAGUGUCUGGUGGUGUGUUUGCUUGCAUGUUAUCGGCGGUGACAAGACAGUCAAGUCGAUGAUACAUUCCCCAGGAAGAUGACGGAACUUCUGAUACCAGCACCUGUCACUCCUCCAAGGGGUGACACGUUCACACGCCGACUGCUUGAAGGGUACAGACCUUCCGUUGUGCCGCGUUACAACAGAUCAGAAGAUAAUUUCUCUACAGAACUGAAACAUAGCAAAAGUGACGAUCUAGUGCUUCAGAGCCCACCUUUGAUACAGACGGAAAUAAAACAACGAUGUGAUUCUCCGAUACCGAAGACAGCGAGUGUUGUGUAUGAAGAUGAUUUAGUGUCUACACAUGUUCUUCCGAAAGCGAAGUAUUUCAGUGACAGUGAAGCAGAUGUGGAUUUCCGACCUAGUCCCGCAGAUAGGGCUGCCCGUAAGGCGUCUGUCGAACUUGCAUCAGAUUUGCAACGAUGUGUCAGUCGACAUGUGGGCCUUUACGACCGUGUUGAUCCUGAAGACAGUAUUCGGGAUAUGAUAACAGAAAACGAUUUUUAUAGAUUUGUGUUGUUCAAGAGACAUUACGACAAGUACUUACAUUUAUCUCAAAAGUACGAAGAAGCCAGAAACAUCGCCUACUACUUGGAGGAGAAAUAUCACGAGAUAAAGAACUCUUCGCCGUAUGGAGAUACACUAAAGGCGGAGCGAGAUGGACUCAGCGCGGCGCGAAUGGAGCUGGAGCGGAAGCUGGAGUCUCGCGAGCUGGAGCUGCACGAGAAGGAGGAGGAGCUGUUCCUCCAGCUGGAGAGGGUCGUGCGGCUGGAGGAGGACUGCGAGAAGUUGCGGACUGAAAAGGAGAAAUAUGAACAAUGGAAAGACCAGCUGGAGAGGGAGAAGAACGAGGCCUACAGACAGCUGAAGCGGCAGGCGAUGGAGUCGGAGGCGACGCGGCGCGGGCUGGAGCGCGCGCGCCAGGAGGUGGUGCGCCAAGUGACGGCCAUCGCGGCCGAGAAGGACAGCCUCGAGAGGGAGAAUGAGAAACUCAAGGAGACCCUGAAAGAAGAAAGGAAGGGCGUUGGUCACUAUUUGGUUGAUCUAUCUCAGCAGAAGAAGCGGAUUAGUCAAAAUGUUUGUGGCUUGGAGAAGGAAGUUUCAGAACUGAAAUUCAUUGCCCGGCAGAGUGCAUCACUGAACAACCAAUUCAAGAAGGGGAUGAAGCAUCUGGCCACUUGUAAAAGGAAGAAAUGUUCUGUCUGCGUGUACACCAAGGCGACAUUUGGCGAAUAUGCAGACCGAAAUGACAGGAAGCUGCUGUCGUGCUUCCAAGCGCCGCUGCAGGACCUGCGCAACUGGAUCCGGCCAGUGCCACUGUCUGCGAGCUGCUCGGAGGAUGAGGGUGCGUCGUGCCCUCAGCUAUCACGUGAAGGGGCACGGGCCAUGGCUGGCAGCAGCCGCAUGCGCACACGCAGUGGUGGCUCUGGUGGUGCUGGCUACCCACUGGGCCUGCCACUGCCGUCGCCACUGCCCUCCACGCGUUCAGAGUACUCCUUCCGGCGUGCUUACUCGCCAGAUGCCGACGCCGACGAGACUGGCAGCUCACCGUCACCGACACCGUCACUUCCAGCGGAGGCAGACGCGUCUAGACGGGUAGCUGCGGGACUAUCGGAGACAGUGUCAUCGUGUGCGGCCACACCGUGCUCUGAUGUAGCGGGUGUUGCUGGUACCAGCACCGGCUAUAUCUCUUACAUUGACGAAGCUAGCUCAGAAGACGAAGGUGAUGAUGACUCUGGCAGUGACUCGGGCCGUGGUUGUGAUGACUUUUUUGACGGCUUCCCACGUGGACGACACUGUUGCUUACACCGCAGCCGCCAACAACACCAUCCACGUCGCCGCUGCUCAGCCUCGGUGCCUGCUGAUGUAUCUUUGACUUCUGCGUCUUCUGCUGACCCCGGUGGUGGCAACGGUGUCAGUGUUGCAGGAGUGGGCAGCUCAGGAGGUGGGGCAAGGGCCUUCUCAUCUGACUCGGGCUUUUCAUCAGAACUAUUUGAGACGAGUGGACACAGUGCAGGAGCACUGUCUGUGGGCCACAGGUCACUCCAUGCUGUGCAUGAUGGCUCCGAUCGUCCUCCCGCCCUGCAUCGCUCCAAGUGGACCUCGUCAUUUCGCAAACUCAUUAAUAAGGUAUCAAAGAGGUAAGAGCCUACUAGCCCACCACACAGAAUUUUGCACCUUUCAAUCAGAGGAAUGUGGGUGAAACAGUAAAUUGGUAUCAGAUUGUCAGCAUAUUGAAAUAAUGACAUGUGCUGGGUGUUUUGGGCAGGAUAUUUAAUGGCUCCAGUGGAAGAUCUAAGAUGCUGGUAACACACCAGUGUACUCCAUUCUCAUGUCUGCUUUGCCAUCAGUGGUUCAUCCCCGUAAAGAAAUGGUCAGGUGCUAAGUGGAGGCAUCCGUUGAGAGACAACAUAAAUUUACCAAUGCAGGCUCUUUACCAGUAGCAAAUUGGAAAAAAAGGAUCACAUACUUGCCAGAAUGCCUUGAUUUUUCACACAGAUACUGUGUUUUUCAGUGUGGUAUUCUUUCUUCAAUGGCCACUGUGUGAUAAGUAAUAACUAUUGCAGUUACAUCCUGCUCCAAUGGAAAGAAAGUUCUUUUUGUCUGUAAAAGAUAGUGUAGACUUUGAAGUACUCUCCCUCAUUUCCUUUCAUGUGGACAGACCUGUAAGGACAUUGACUGUUUGGAUGUGCCUAAUAUUCUUUGCAUGUCUGAUUGCUAAAGUUACACAGCUACAUACAAGAUGAGUCAAAAAGGACAUUAGAACUUUGGAACGAUAUAAAAAUUUAUUGAGAAAACUUACAGAAUUGGUAGAUGUCAUUUUGUAGCAAACAACCUCAAGUUUCAUGUAAAAGUGUCAAGUGUCAUUUUGGUUUGGUGUGAUUACCAUUAGUGAUGUGGCAAAGAUCCCACUGGUAAUCAAUGUCUUCCACACUCGUUGCAGCAGAUCCAGCAUAACUUAUACAACUGAAGCACAAAUUUGAUUUUUCAGACGCGCAAAAUUGUUUGGUGGUGGGGGAACAUAUACACAGUCUUUAAUGAAACCCCAGAGAAAGAAAUCCACUGGUGUCUAGUUGGGGAGUGAGGUGGCCAUGCGAUUGGCCCUGCGAGGCCAGUGCACUGACCCGGAAAGCGAUUAUCAAGGAAAUGUUGAACUUUCAUGGGGAAAUGAAGUGAUGAACUGUCUUGCUGGGGUAGACCAUCCCAUGUCAUCAUUGAUCUGUGGAACAGCUGUUGCAGAGUUUGUUUCAUGAAACCAAAACACACUGCGAGCACGCUCCAAACCAGUGAAAGUAGCCAUUUUAACUGUAACUUGAGGUUGUUUGCUACAAACUGACUCAUCUACCGAUUCUAUUAGUGAUCUCAAUAAAUUUCUAUAUCAUUCCAAAGCUGUUAAGUCCUUUUUGACUCAACCCUGUACUGACUGUCACAGUGCAUAAUUGGUUCAGUGGUAGUUAUUUUGCUUGCAGAAUCAGUUUUUUCGAAUGAAUCAGGUAUGUACUUUUGAGAGUGUGAACACCGACUCAUUAUUAAUAUGACAGGUAUUUCUUAGUAUGACUGGGAAAGAGUUUGAUUUGCAGUAGCAGAGUUUUUAAUGUUGAUUGGAGAGUUUGUUGUUCUCCAAUACAUGAAUUUGUGACAAGCCCCCUAAUUAGAAGGAAAAAAGAUUCCUUAGAUAGGCCUAUCUGCGAAUCCAGGUUGGAAUAGGAUUGUACUGUCGUGGUUUUGGGGUUUGUUAUUUGAGCAUUGUUAUUUGAGUAUUAUGCAUAAUCAUUUUCUCAGUGUGUUACACAGCACUUCCCACUGUGUUCAGGUAUUUAAACUGGGAAAUUUUUGCUGGAAUCGGAUGAGGUUCAUUUAUGGGAUAAGAAUGAUGAGAAAGUGUGACAUUUUGUCAGUCCCUAUAAGCUAGUGUUCCAUAGAGAUGGUUAAGUGAAGUUUUACUCCUUUGUGUGUACAGCAAACAAGUGGCAUUGUCUGCUUCUAGUCUGGUGGAUUUUAUAAAAAUAUUUUGUCCCAAAGUGUAUUACUUAAAUAUGAGGUUUACAGUUUACUGGCACUGUCAUAUCCAGGUCCAAUGUCCUUGCAGGUCUGUUUACAAAUAAGUGAAUGAGUAUCAUGAUCUUUCAUGAGAGCAAAGACUGUGUUAAUUCCAUGAAAAAAUUUUCAUGUUACACAGAAAAGACUACCUGAGUUUGUUCACUCUAAUUUUUAAGACACUCUCCCCACCAGCAAUUAAAAGUUUGCUCAGUAGCAGAAUGCAUUUUUAAGUUUGACAUGCCUAAUAUUAUGCAGUCUCCCCUAUUUUGAUGUUGUCCCUGUUUUGGAAACAAAAGAUAAUUUUACUCUGUUAUUUGAAAUUUUUCUCUGUUUUUUAAAAGUGUGAUCUGAUAUGUUGUUUUAUUUAAUAAUCAUAUCUGUUCAUUGCUAUAAGUGAAAGAGAAACAUUUUUCCAUGAAGCAAAUACAGACACUAAAGGCAGUUCCUUUUGUGAAAUAAGUGUAUUAUUACAGCUGGAAUAAAGGCUGUUUAAAUGUUUCUAGGUAUUUGUGUAGGCUCUGCUUUUUCUUUGCAGUAGUUUUUGUUAUCAACAGUAUUAAUCAUUGUUAUGAUUAGUGAUAAAACGAAUAGUACUUAAUUGAUACUGUAGAAUUGACCAUAAUUGUACUUAAUUAGUUUCAGCCUUAAAGUUUCCAAACUUCUAAGAUAUAAUUCUGAGCAUUAACAAAAUAUGACAGAUUUGAGCACAAUUUCACCUUGUAUUACUCCAAUUAACACAUCAUAGUAUUACAUUCAGUUUUUUUGUCUUGUGAAAGAGGAGAGAUUUUGUUAACUUGUGCUGUGUUUCCAAGUAUUCACUAAAAGUUUUGUAAUAUUGAUUGUCUUGGGAUACAUUGAUUAAUAGUUGACCUUACCAACCCACAACUGUACAAAAAAUUGGAAAGGCCAUUCUGACUAAAUGCAAAGAUUGUGCCUAAAUCAAUAGCAUCAUGAAAAAUUAAAACUUAAUUUGGAAAUUUAGAAAUAAUUGACCUUAGGAAUUGGAGCAAAUGUUUUUCACUCAGCGCUUCUCAUACCUUAUGCCAUUUGUUAUAGUCUCAAAUGCCUUCAUCUUUUUAAUUUUGCAGUUUUGAAUUGGACUACAUGGUUGAUUUUUUCCACUUGAGGGAGAAUUUAAUGUGUAAAUGUGUUGUUUGGAUAAUGCAUAAAUAUUUGCAAGAGGGUCAGUAGGACUGUUGUCCAUUACUGUUCCAAAAUUUUUAGAAUUACUGAUCAGUUUCUCGCUGAAUAAAAGAGAGUGCUGAGUCUACUUUUAGUAACAGGUGGCUUGUUAUUAAGAUUAAUAUUUAAAACUUAGUAAGAUAUAGUUUCAUAGUUUUUCCAACAAUGUUCUUAGGUUCAUUGUCGGUUAUAAAUAUUUUAUUGUAAAUGAAAACAGAGUAAGAUUUCAAAACAUUAAACAACAGUUAAUACAAAGAAACAUACAAAACUUAUACACUACUAUUUAUUACUGGAACUGUAUUUAUUAUUAUUAAUUUUAGAAUGUUUAAAUUUGUCAGAAGGUAUGUUGUUUUAGUAUAACCUGGUUAUUUGUUGGACUCCUGAGCAUAUCAUUUGGUGGAUGGUUUCACUUUCCUCAGGUAUGCAGACUGAUUAUUGAUAUGAUAACAAAACAAUAAGUGGUCUCCACAAUCAAAGUUUGCACAUUUAGUGCAGAAAAACCUGAAGGAAGAUUAUUUACUUCUUGCCAUUCCAUAACAGUGAACAGUUUAUUUCACAGUAUUAUAAGAAGCAGCCUAAGAAUGAUAAAAUUCUAUGAAGGGUAUUACAGUUUUAAUUAUGGGGAAUUGUUAUCUACUUUUUUAUACUUUGAUUUCUGUUGCAGGAGGCAUCAAAUAUUAAUAGUAUUAGUAUUAGGAAUGUUCAUACAAUGAAUGUUACUCAGUAAAGUGUCCUUAGUGAAUUGUUGUGGUUGAAACUGUGUAUUUUUUGUAUGUAAUUAUAGUGUGGAGGGAAAACAUAGAUAUGUAAUACUUAAUGGGUUAUAGAUUUUUUGUAACUUAUCAGAUAAUGUAUAAAAAGAAUUAGGAGAAUGAAUACAUGUGUACAGGACUGCUAUGUAGCAGUUAAACACAUAUUGAUUUUUGUUUUCCAUGAUAAAACAUUGUGCUCAUUCUGGUUACUGGAAUGAAAGUUUUUUAAGUGACAUGUAUAUAUACCAUUUCUGUAUCUGAUUUGUGAACAAGUAAAGAAAGAUGCUGGAUAUUAUUUAAGACAGGCUCAUUUCCUAAUGAUCAACUUUGUCAUUAUGGAUAAUGAUCAUAGUACUGUGAGGGCACUUUAUUAAGUUUAUGAUUUGUUUUCUUAUUCAUUGCAUCACUGUGCACGUGGAAUAAAGACAUUGCACAACUCUCUCCCAACAAAAUAAAUAGUAGCAAUUUUUUAAAGGCAAAUCAGCACAAUAUCGAAUGAUUCCAAGGUCAUAAGCUUCUGCUAGGAUAUGCAUUAAAAUACACAAAACACCUGUCUGGGUAAGUGUGUAUUCCACAUUGAAAUAUGUGGAUCUAUUGAAUAGAAGACUGUGAUGUAAAGUGAAUACAACAGAACACCAGCUUAUGUCUCGCCUUACAAACUUUCAGAAAUCAAAAGAGAAGACCGAUUAAAAAUAUCACACACACAUACAUAAUUACUGAAAAUACAAAUUCAGUACUCUUCAAGCACUUGUUAAUAUGCUUUACUGUUAGCAAGUGACUGAAUCUUGUUCUGACAGAAAUUUAUGAUACUCGCAACACCUUACUUACCCCACAACCUAAUAUACAACUCGUUUAAAAUGUUCAGUGAAAUGUGACAAAAUCCACUGUAUUGAUAACUCUGUGAAGCAAAAGAAAUUUAAGAUAUAAUUUUACUGCAUUUGUUUAUUUAAUGCAAGGAUAGGAUUUAUAAGUGGACAUUAACAGCAACAUAUAUCAUUACAGCAUACAGUUGGCAAACAGUUACAAACACUUUAGGUAACCGGAAGCACACGUGGCAACAGAAAUUAUUCAUAAGCACCAAAUGCAUAUCUGUAUUCAGAAUGACACUCGGUUUGUCUUUUUAACAGUGCAAGUGUAUUGUGUACUUUUUUUAUGGUGAAAAAUUGAAUUGUAGGCAAAAAAUUGUAUGUCAUAAGAAUGAUAUUUAAGUGUAUCAAUGUUGUGUGCUGAAUCCUUAAAAAGUGAGUAAAAUGUAACUAUCCUUUCUUUAUUCCACGUAACAGAGAUUACAUAUCGUCUCUGAUGUCUCAACAGGUUGAGACUUUCAGAGUAUCUUGUAACAACAUAAUUCUUUCUAUAACUGACUUUUCUUUGUUCCAGUAUUCUAAUGAACACAGCACUGAAGACUAUAACAUCUUAAAAAUCAUUUGAUGCAUGUCAUAUAAACAUCCGACAUUUAUCAUUUAAAUUUUCAUACCAUUUAAUACGUUGCCUGUCUGUCACAUGUGAAAGUAAACCGUGGAUGCAUGUAAUUGUUCAGAGGAUCGUAUUUUCUUAUCAGUGCCUUUUGGUUGUCACUGGGAGUCAAUUAACUUGUUUUGGACUUUUAAGCUCUAUGUCUACAGUACCCAUUAUGCAGAGCCUGCUUUAAUUCUGGAUUUGUUUUGGACAAAACAGCUUUGUGUUACAAGUAUCAGCCAGGUAACUGAGAAAAUCUCAAACUUGUGUAACAAAACUAAAUGAAUUAAACACUAUUUUCAUACAACAAGGUUAAUUUCGCAGAGGUAUCAUGCUGUAUUGCUACUCACUUUCGUCACAAAUAAAUGCUCUUAUAUGUUGCUCUGUUAUGCAGAUGUGCUUCCAAAUUCAUUGUAUAAUACUGUUUUGUUUGUAAGAUGUGUUUAUGCUUUUUUAAUUUUUCAAUAUUAUUUUAACUUUGUCGUGUCCUUCCCUUUCUACACAAAAGUCAAAAUUAGUCACUUAAUUUCAAAUAUUAUUAUUUUUUAUCUCUGCAACUAUAAUAAAGUCCUUAAUGGGUAAAAGUGAGUAAGCAAACUUAAUUUAUGAGUUAUUUGCCUUACAAUGCACAGAUCAAAAUGAUGUAUGAAGAGGUUACUAGACUGAUGGCAAUUUUCACAUGAGGCAUCUGUGAGAUCUACGUUUGGUGGUAAAAAUUAACAUUGCAUUCUCAGGAGGCAAAUGAUGUAUCUCUUUAUUUUAUUGUUUUCUUUUCAAGUACAAGAUUAUUUUUGUCUGUCUGAGUUAUAUCAUUUUUUUAUUGUAUUGACAAAUGAAAAUACAUGGAAAAUAAGCAUU